Molecule: messenger RNA, 2731 nt
Organism: Melanotaenia boesemani (Boeseman's rainbowfish)
Lineage: Eukaryota; Metazoa; Chordata; Actinopteri; Atheriniformes; Melanotaeniidae
Gene: ccm2
Product: CCM2 scaffold protein
Exons: 10
Coding region: 387-1772 (461 amino acids)
Biological process (GO): heart development; vasculogenesis
Source: RefSeq, a predicted model, not a curated record
GUUAGUGCAAAGCAAAGCAUGCUGGAUCACUGUUUAACGCCCAAAAUGGCGGCACGAUUGAAAAGUUUUGGCUGUUUUGUUCGAGUUUAUUUCCAAAGCAGACCGUUUCCUUAGUUGUUUUAAAUCCAAGUAAACCUCUGUUUUUUAACCUUUGUGGAGAGCCGAUAUAUUUUACGACUGUAACGGCACGAUGUAAGAAUUGGGAUGGCGUUUUGCUAUCAGUUCAAAACUGGGCAUCUCUUUACAAAUGCUAUGCUACGUUAAAAUAGCCUAGCAAGCUAACUGCGGUCAGAUUGGUGCUUCGCUUAAAGCUUCGGUGGUAACAUCUGGUCACACCUGGAUCUCCAAGCUGAAGUGAAUAUGAAGAGGAGAACCUUUACUUAGAAAUGGAGGAUGAUGUGAAAAAAGUAAAAAAGGCUGGUAUUGUGUCUCCGUUCAAACGAGUCUUCCUGAAAGGAGAGAAGGGGAGGGAUAAGAAGGCCCAGGAGAAGGCCACAGAGCGCAGGGCCCUACACACAUUCUCUCUUUCUCAGCCUGAUCAUCGCAUCGACCCUGACAUCCUACUUAAUGACUACAUUGAGAAGGAAGUCAAAUACUUGGGGCAGCUGACAUCAGUUCCUGAAUACUUGAAUCCAUCAAGUAGGACAGAAGUCUUGCAGCUCAUUGACAAUGCAAGGAAGUCGCAUCAGUUGGCAGGCCAACUGACACCAGAGCAGGAUGCAGUGGUGAGCUUGUCAGCAUACAACAUCAAGCUUGUAUGGCGGGAUGGAGAGGACAUCAUCCUGAGAGUGCCCAUUCAUGAUAUUGCUGCUGUCUCUUACAUCAGGGAUGACUCGUUGCACCUUGUGGUGAUAAAAACGGCUCAGGAGUCUGGAGGCUCUCCCUGUCCCAGCUCAUGUCCUGAUCUCAAUAAGUCCCAGACUCUGAGCUCCCUGUCAGAGAGUGGAGCUGUGCUUGUCGAAGUUUGCUGUCUGCUUGUUCUUGCGGUUGAUAAUAAGGCCGCAGCAGAGGAGUUGUGUCUUCUGCUCAGCCAGGUCUUUCAGAUCGUUUACACAGAAUCAACCAUCGACUUCCUAGACAGAGCCAUUUUUGAUGGAGCAACCACGCCUACUAGGCACCUGUCAUCAUACAGUGAUGACUCUUCAAGCAAAAUAGAUGUCAAGGAGACUUUUGAAGCUGAAGCGAAUGCAUUUCCUUUUCAGGUCAAUAUGGAUACAGAUGGGAACUCUCCAUCAGCAUCCACUCCAACAUCUUCUCAACCAAAAACUGCAAGUGAAGGAGAGCUCAGUACCACUGCUACAGAGCUGCUGCAAGACUACAUGACCACAUUGCGGACAAAGCUGUCAUCACAGGAGAUCCAGCAGUUUGCAACUCGGCUCCAUGAAUACCGAAACGGUGCCUCCAUUCAUGAAUUCUGUAUCAAUCUGCGACAACUCUACGGGGACAGCAGGAAAUUUCUCCUACUGGGCCUGCGUCCCUUCAUACCCGAGAAGGACAGCCAGCACUUUGAGAACUUCCUGGAGACUAUCGGAGUGAAGGACGGCCGUGGCAUCAUCACAGAUAGCUUUGGCCGCUGCAAGCGUACACCCAGCUCAGCUUCUGACUCCACCACCAAUGGAAACGGAGCAGCAGGAGGAAGUGGCGACAGCACAGCCUCGGACGAGGGCCAGGAGGCCUCGGAGGGUGAUGAAUGGGACCGUAUGAUCACUGACAUCAGCAAUGACAUUGAAGCCCUUGGCUGUUGUAUGGACCAGGAGGCAGCAACACCCUGACAUGAUGAACAAAAGGGAGAUAGUUUUGCAAGAAUGGAGGACCUGAACAGAAGUCCUCUAAUGAGCAGUAGGCAUGAGCUAAGCAGGUCAGAUGAAGGUGGCCCUUAGCACUGACCUACGACCUGCUUAAUUGAUAUUCCUCUAAUUAUCAAGAGGACAUUCCAUAGUCCCUACACACUCAAGUAAACGCCUCAACUUGUUACUAUUGAGUCAACAAAUGCACUUAUACAGACGCUGUAGUUGGCAUGCAGUUUGCCAGUUUUGCUUUUCAGACGGAUUCAUAGCUGCUUAUUUAACAUUUUAAUUUGAUUUUUUACUCUUUUAUUGGCAGCAUCUGCCACUGCUAUCAGUAAUGUAGCAAACUCUCCAGUCAGUACAAAACAGACUCCAGAGAUUCUGUCAGUGGACUGCUGACAUGUUUUUAGGAAGCUAAGCCUAAGGUUUGUACUUUUGUAUAAACCAAUCUUUGGUUUUCUUCAUUUAUUACACUUUGUGUUGCUGUGGGAGUGUAACAUUUUGCUAUGUAAUAUUGUUUUUUCCAGUCAGAUUUGUACCCUGCUUUGUUUCACACUAUCAUUUGUUUAUCAGUGUUUACUCAUUUAUGUAUUUUUGCCUUAUUGAAACUGACCAAGGAAAUGCUGUAAAAAAAAAAAAUUCUUACUGAUGUAAAUCGACUGAGUGGUGGCUGUAUUUGACAAAGCCUCUUGGUGGAUGUCUGAUGUAAAUUCAAAGAUUUUCGUUCUUAUCAUGCAGGUCAUUUUGUUGUGUGACAUCACAUUUUUCAUUGUGCCUUUACACUGCAGUACUACUGCCAACCGUCUGACAGACAAGCUAUUAGGAGCUGUAAAGAGUUUUUAAGCAGAUUGUGGGUAUUAAAUAACAGAUCAUUUAUACUGAUUGUAUGUUGGUAUUACAAAAUUGCAUCAGGAUGUUGCAUAAAUACAUGUUGUGGUUCUUUA